This is a messenger RNA of Coregonus sp. 'balchen', 15655 nucleotides long. The record is from the annotation of a GenBank genome assembly. NCBI's taxonomy places the organism in Eukaryota, Metazoa, Chordata, Actinopteri, Salmoniformes, Salmonidae.
AUGGACUCUGCACACCUCCUACCACGCCUGGACGUGAGUAUUGCACACUCACACACACAUACGUAAACACACACAUAUACAUGUAUGCCAAGCCAACUCUGCCUGGCCACGGGAACUUCACUACUCAAACCAUUAGCCACUCUAGGGAAAACAAACACAUGCUCGCAUACACGCAGAUGCUGGCAUAUUGUGUUGCUCUCAAUCAAACGCUUGUAAGCGAGGGUCCAAGAAUAAUGUGACUAUUGUGUUUUCAGAAGACACAAUGUAACUUACUUCUCUGUAGGAGUGUAAAGGCUUGAACUAUUCCUCAGUGUUAAUGGUAAACAUAGCUUUAAUGUGAACCAUUGCUGUUUUUGUCUUUUCCACCUCAGUCUGUGUCGACAGGACGUGUGAAGUAUUUGAUGUGUCUGAUGUCACGUGUCGUGCAUGUCACUGUUUCCACCAAUGCUUCUGCAAUGUUCUGCCUCCGCAAGCCUCCUGUUAACCAAAACACAGCCUCCUGGUGUCUGUCGCUUAACUCCCUGACUCUCAAAUCAUCUGAACAGCUCUGAGUGAAAUGUAUGGAUUACAGCGAGAAACGGCGUGAACACUGAGGCAUACAGUUGUGAAUGUCCUAGUUGAAAUAGAUGAAGAUAUACAAGGGCUGAAAAGCUUCCAGUGACUUACAGUCCUGGUUGAAAUAGAUGGAGUUAAAGGUGACCUGUUGAUGUCCUGCACUGUAUGUGCUAGUUAGACUCUUUUGAGAAUGUACCUGGGAAUGAACGUCCUGGCAGUGGUUACUACUGUACUGUACAUUGUGUGUCUGGCUAAUGUCUUUCCAAGGGUACAGGUAGCUAAUGUUCUAAAUAAAUCAAAUGUAAUUUGUCAUAUGCUUCGUAAACAACAGGUGUAGACUAAAAGUGAAAUGCUUACUUACGGGUCCUUUUUGAACAAUGCAGAGUUAAAGAUAAAUAUAUUUUAUAGAAAUAGUGACAGGAGGAAAAAAAUAACAGUGAAUAACGAAUAACAAUAACGAGUCAAAAUAACAUGCUAUAUACAGAGAGUACCAGUACUGAGUUGAUGUGUAGGGGUAUGAGGUAAUUGAGGUAGAUAUGUACAUAUUGGUAGGGUUAAAGUGACUAGGCAACAGAAUAGAUAAUAGACAGUAGUAGUAGCGCAUGUGGUGAGUGUGAAAGUGUGUGUGUGUAUGUGCGUGUGUGUGUGGUGUCAGUAUACAAGUGUGCCCGUCUUAUAUGUGUGUGGGCAUAUGUAGCGUGUAUGUAUGUGUUGGGGUGUGAACAUAGUCAGUGCACGAGAGUUAGUGCGAAAAAGGGGCAAUGCAGGUUGUCCGGGUAGCCAUUUGAUUAGCUAUUUAGCAGUCUUCUUUAGCGAUCUUAUGGCUUGGGGGUAGAAGUUGUUCAGGGUCCUGUUGGUUCCAGACUGGCACUGCUUGCCGUGUGGUAGCAGAGAGAACAGUCUGUGGCUUGGGUGGCUGGAGUCUUUGACACAUUUUUGGGCCUUCCUCUGACACUGCCUGGUAUAGAGGUGCUGGAUGGCAGGGAGCUCGGCCCCAGUGAUGUACUGGACCAUACUCACCACCCUCUGUAGAGCCUAGAAGUUGCAGUUUCUGGCGAUGUUGUGAGAGUGUUGGUUGGUUCCCCAGUAGCUGGAAAGUGUCUGGUCUACUCCAAUUCACCUUAGGGAGCCUGAUCGUCUGCUGUCAUCUCAACCCUGGCAGCAGACACUGCAUUCUCUUCCUCCUCUGUGUGUGUGUGUGUGUUUGUGUGUGUGUGUGUGUGUCCAAGAAUAUGACAUUUUUUGAGAUUGUACGUGUGUUUGUGUGUGUGUGUGUGUGUGUGUGUGUGUGUGUGUGUGUGUGUGUGUGUGUGUGUGUGUGUGUGUGUGUAUGAUGCAUGUGCAGAGCUAUGCAUGAAAACAUUCUAAUCGAUUGGCUUUUGUCCAUCAAAUGCAUUCACAUAUACACAAAACACACAUAUCUGGUCCUCUUGGCUUGCAUUUCCAUGUACGUGUUUGCACUCUGCCUGCGUGGUGCAUACGUGUGGAGCUGUGCAUUGUGGGCAGUAAUUACCAUAAAGGUUUGUUGAGGAAGGUGAGCGGCGGGCUGAAGUCUGGGCUGCCCGUGUCAUUAGCCUCUUAAUCGCCCCCAGCUGGGAUAAAUUAUAAUACACUCUAAUAAAACCACACUGCAGGCUACCAGGAAUAUUAUUCUAAUGAUUUCAACUGUCAUGCUUAGGAAAAUGUCGCUACAUACAUUUUUCACUCUUACAUCCUAUCUUCAGCCUCAUACAUUAAAUCAUAAAGCAGUGAAUGCAGUAGUCGUUAGAAAACUCUGUCGUGUGUUAGCGGUGUAUAGAGAGGUGUGAGGAACAUUCCAGAUGCAUUAGGUGUAGGUGUGUAGGUUUCAGAUGAUUAUGAGAAUGUUCCACAGAGAUGCGGGUUGAGCAAGUUAUAAAAAACAACGUUCUUGGAAUGUGUGUUUGUGAGCUUGUAUAAAAGCUGAAGAACAGAGGCACAACCAGGUACUUUCCGCAGGUGCUGGAGUUGUAGGCAAACCCAUGGAAAACAGAAAGGAAAACGCCACACACUGCUGCUCAUACUCCCAGGUGAUUUUAUUUAUAACAACGUUUCCACCCUUAGGUCUUCAUCAAGCAUCCAUAUCCCAGGUGGGGGUGGAAGGUCCUAUAUACAGUGCAUUUGGAAAGUAUUCAGAGCCCUUGACUUUUUCUAAAUGUUGUUACGUUACAGUCUUAUUCUAAAAUGUAUUACAUUAUUUUUUUCCCUCAUCAAUCUACACACAAUACCCCAUAAUGACAAAGCGAAAACAGGUUGGUACACAUUUUUGCAAAUGUAUUAAAAAAACAAAAACAGAUACCUUAUUUACAUAAGUAUUCAGACCCUUUGCUAUGAAACACGAAAUUGAGUGUCCACCUGUGGUAAAUUCAAUUGAUUGGACAUGAGGUCCCACAGUUGACAGUGCAUGUCAGAGCAAAAACUAAGCCAUGAGGUCGAAGGAAUUGUCCAUAGAGCUCCGAGACAGGAUCGUGUCGAGGCACAGAUCUGAGGAAAGGUACCAAAAAAUGUAUCCAAAAACACAGUGGCCUCCAUAAUUCUUAAAUGGAAGAAGUUUGGAACCACCAAGACACUUCCUAGAGCUGUCCGCCCGGCCAAACUGAGAAAUCGGGGGGAAAGGGCCUUGGUCAGGGAGGUGACCAAGAACCUCAUGGUCACUCUGUCAGAGCGCUAAAGUCCCUUUGUGGAGAUUUUUAUUUUUUUUAUUUUUCUAUUUCACCUUUAUUUAACCAGGUAAGCCAGUUGAGAACAAGUUCUCAUUUACAACUGCGACAUGGCCAUGAUAAAGCAAAGCAGUGCGAUAAAAACAACAACACAGAGUUACAUAUGGGGUAAACAAAACAUAAAGUCAAAAAUACAACAGAAAAUAUAUAUACAAUGUGUGCGAAUGUAGUAAGUUAUGGAGGUAAGGCAAUAAAUAGGCCAUAGUGCAAAAUAGUUACAAUAUCGUAUUAACACUGGAAUGAUAGAUGUGCAAAAGAUGAUGUGCAAAUAGAGAUACUGGGGUGCAAAUUAGCUAAAUAAAUAACAAUAUGGGGAUGAGGUAGUUGGGUGGGCUGACGCUUAAAGUUAGUGAGGGAGAUAAGAGUCUCCACCUUCAGAGAUUUUUGCAGUUCGUUCCAGUCAUUGGCAGCAGAGAACUGGAAGGAAUGGCGGCCAAAGGAGGUGUUGGCUUUGGGGAUGACCAGUGAGAUAUACCUGCUGGAGCGCAGACUACGGGUGGGUGUUGCUAUGGUGACCAGUGAGCUAACAUAAGACGGGGAUUUGCCUAACAGUGAUUUAUAGAUUACCUGGAGCCAGUGGGUUUGGUGACGAAUAUGUAGUGAGGGCCAGCCAACAAGAGCGUACAGGUCACAAUGGUGGGUAGUAUAUGGGGCUUUGGUGACAAAAUGGAUGGCACUGUGAUAGACUACAUUGAAUUUGCUGAGUAGAGUGUUGGAGGCUAUUUUGUAAAUGACAUCGCCGAAGUCAAGGAUCGGUAGGAUAGUCAGUUUUACGAGGGCAUGUUUGGCAGCAUGAGUGAAGGAGGCUUUGUUGCGAAAUAAGAAGCCAAUUCUAGAUCUAACUUUUGAUUGGGAUGCUUAAUGUGAGUCUGGAAGGAGAGUUUACAGUCUAACCAGACACCUAGGUAUUUGUAGUUGUCCACAUACUCUAGGUCAGACCCGCCAAGAGUAGUGAUUCUAGUCGGGUGGGCGGGUGCAAGCAGCGUUCGGUUGAAGAGCAUGCAUUUAGUUUUACUAGUGUUUAAGAGCAGUUGGAGGCUACGGAAGGAGUGUUGUAUGGCGUUGAAGCUCGUUUGGAGGUUUGUUAACACAGUGUCCAAUGAAGGGCCAGAUGUAUACAAAAUGGUGUCGUCCGCAUAGAGGUGGAUCCGAGCGUCACCAGCAGCAAGAGCGACAUCAUUGAUAUACACAGAGAAUAGAGUCAGCCCGAGAAUUGAACCCUGUGGCACCCACAUAGAGACGGCCAGAGGUCCAGACAACAGGUCCUCCGAUUUGACACAUUGAACUCUAUCUGAGAAGUAGUUGGUGAACCAGGCGAGGCAGUCAUUAGAGAAACCAAGGCUAUUUAGUCUGCCAAUAAGAAUGCAGUGGUUGACAGAGUCGAAAGCCUUGGCCAGGUCGAUGUAGACGGCUGUGCAGUACUGUCUUUUAUCGAUCGCGGUUAUAAUAUCGUUUAGGACCUUGAGCGUGGCUGAGGUGCACCCAUGACCAGCUCGGAAACCGGAUUGCAUAGCGGAGAAGGCACGGUGGGAUUCGAAAUGGUCGGUGAUCUGUUUGUUAACUUGGCUUUCAAAUACUUUUGAAAGGCAGGGCAAAAUGGAUAUAGGUCUGUAACAGUUUGGAUCUAGAGUGUCACCCCCUUUGAAGAGGGGGAUGACCGCAGCAGCUUUCCAAUCUCUGGGGAUCUCAGACGUUACGAACGAGAGGUUGAACAGGCUAGUAAUAGGGGUUGCGAUAAUUUUGGCAGCUAAUUUUAGAAAGAAAGGUUCCAGAUUGUCUAGCCCAGCUGAUUUGUAGGGGUCCAGAUUUUUCAGCUCUUUCAGAACAUCAACUGUCUGAAUUUGUGUGAAGGAGAAGCGGGGGGGGGGGGGGGGGGGGGGGGUCAUGGGCAAGUUGCAGCGGAGGGUGCAGAGCUGGUGGCCGGGGUAGUGGUAGCCAGGUGGAAAGCAUGGCCAGCCGUAGCAAAAUGCUUGUUGAAAUUCUUGAUUAUUGUAGAUUUAUUGGUGGUGACAGUGUUUCCUAGCCUCAGUGCAGUGGGCAGUUGGGAGGAGGUGCUCUUAUUUUCCAUGGACUUUACAGUGUCCCAAAACUUUUUGGAGUUAGUGCUACAGGAUGCAUAUUUCUGUUUGAAAAGCUAGCCUUUGCUUUCCUAACUGAUUGUGUAUAUUGGUUCCUGACUUCCCUGAAAAGUUGCAUAUCGCCGGGGCUGUUCGAUGCUAAUGCAGUAUGCCACAGGAUGUUUUUGUGCUGGUCAAGGGCAGUCAAGUCUGAGGAGAACCAGGGGCUAUAUCUGUUCUUAGUUCUGAAUUUUUUGAAUGGGGCAUCCUUAUUUAAGAUUGAGAGGAAAGCACUUUUAUAGAACAACCAGGCAUCCUCUACUGACGGAAUGAGGUCAAUAUCCAUCCAGGAUACCCGGGCCAGGUCAAUUAGAAAGGCCUGCUCACUAAAGUGUUUUAGGGAGCGUUUGACAGUGAUGAGGGGUGGUCAUUUGACCGCGGACCCAUUACGGACGCAGGCAAUAAGGCAGUGAUCGCUGAGAUCCUGGUUGAAGACAGCGGAGGUGUAUUUAGAGGGUAAAUUUGUCAGGAUGAUAUCUAUGAGGGUGCCCAUGUUUACAGAUUUAGGGUUGUACCUGGUAGGUUCGUUGAUAAUAUGUGUGAGAUUGAGGGCAAUCUAGUUUAGAGUGUAGGUUGACGGGGUGUUAAACAUAUCCCAGUUUAGGUCACCAAGCAGUAUGAUCUCUGAGGAUAGAUGGGGGGCAAUCAGUUCACAUAUGGUGUCCAGGGCACAGCUCGGGGCUGAGGGGGGUCUGUAGCAAGUGGCAACAGUGAGAGACUUAUUUCUGGAAAGGUGGAUUUUUAGAAGUAGAAGCUCAAACAGUUUGGGCACAGACCUGGAUAGUACGAUAGAGCUCUGCAGGCUAUCUCUACAGUAGAUUGUAACCCCACCCCCUUUGGCAGUUCUAUCGAGACGGAAAAUGUUGUAGUUGGGGAUGGAAAGUUCUGCAUUUUUGGUGAUCUUCCUAAGCCAGGAUUCAGACACUGCUAGAACAUCAGGGUUGGCGGAGUGUGCUAACACAGUGAAUAACUCAAACUUAGGGAGGAGGCUUCGGAUGUUAACGUGCAAGAAACCAAGGCUUUUACGGUUACAGAAGUCAACAAAUGAUAACGCCUGGGGAGUAGGAGUGAUACUGGGGGCUACAGGUCCUGGGUUAAUCUCUACAUCACCAGAGGAACAGAGGAGGAGUAGAAUAAGGAUACGGCUAAAGGCUUUAAGUACUGGUCUUUUAGUGCGUUGGGUACAGAGAAAAAAAGGGGCAGAUUUCCGGGCAUUGUAGAAUAGAUUCAGGGCAUUAUGUACAGACAAGGAUAUGGAAGGAUAUGAGUACAGUGGAGGUAAACCUAAGCGUUGGGUUACGAUGAAAGAGAUAGCAUCACUGGAGGCACCGAUUGAGUCGGUCUCUGCGUGUAUGGGGGGUGGGACAAAGGCGCUAUUUAAGGCAGGUUGAGCUGGGCUGGGGGAUCUACAGUGAAAUAGUACAAUAAGAAAUAACCGAAACAGCAAUAAGCAAGGCAUAUUGACAUGGGAGAGAGGCAUAAAGCAAUCACAGGUGUUAUUCGAGAGAGCUAAAACAACAGCUGGUAAUGGCGACAAAGUUUGGGCUGAGGCUAAACAUAAACAGGAUGCGGUACCGUAUGUCGUAGAAAUAUUUGACUCAAAAGUAGUCAACUCAAAAAUAUCUCUCAAGAGACUGAAGCUUUUGAAUCCAAAAAUUUGACUUUAUUAUUUGCGUAACGGCUGUCUCUCUUUGGCUCAGAGAUCUCUUUUAUACACACACAAAUGCACAGUCAUGUAUACAUAGCUUAUACAGCUACUCCCCUUAAGAUAACUGAUUAACAUCUUUAACUGCCACGCCACUAUUAUUUUUAAAAGUCCAAUAACACAUGUUGUUUACUCCAAAAGGCCAUGGGUGCUUUUGCCUCUUUCCCUUAUCUCAUUAUAUUGGUGACGUGGCUCAGACACUAUAUUUUACCUUUGACAUUUCCCAACAUUUUCCUUAAUGAUACAUAAAAUAUUACCAUACGUAUAAAGGAACAGUCCAGCAGGCAUCAGCUGUAUAGUUGAGUUAUCAUAAGGUCCGGUGAACAGCAAUAGGAGAGUUUGGAGGUAGUUCGGGGGCUGCUACAGCACUGACGAGCAAGAGGCCACGGCUUGCGUGUGCUAGCGGGCCGGGUCUAGCAGAUGGAUCUUCGUGGUCGACGUCGUAACAGGAAGCCUGUUGAAACCACUCCAGACGAUUUCGUCGGCAGACCAGUUGUGCUGGAUCGGCGGGGCUCCGUGUCAACACUAGGAGGUCCCGUCCGGUUGACAGAGAGGUAGAUAGCCGGGAGAUGGGCUCGAGGCUAGCUCAAGGCUGAUUAGCCAACAACAACAUCCAUUUGGUUGCAGCUAGCUAGUUGCGAUGAUCCGGUGUUAAAGGUCCAGUGAUUCAGUGAUUCUGGCAGAAAAACCGAUAUGUUCUGGGUCGAUAACGCGCUGUGCAGACAGUGCAGACUGGCCGAUAAUAGUCCAGGCUAGAGCUGGCUGGUAGGUAGUGCAGGCCACGGACAAUGGUGAAAAACCGCUAACGGUGGCUAAUAGCAAGUAGCUAGUUAGCUUGCUACUCCCGUCCGGUAGACAGAGAGUUAGAUAGCCGGGAUAUGGGCCUGGCUCGAGGCUAGCUCAAGGCUAACUGGUUCUUGCUUCGGGGGCAGUGGUGAUUAGCCAACAGCAACAUCCAUUCAGUUGCGGCUAGCUAGUUGCGAUCCGGUGUUAAUGUCCAGUGAUUCAGUUAUUCCGGCAGAAAAUGUGAUGUUCUGGGUGAAAACCGCUAACGGUGGCUAAUAGAAAGUAGCUAGUUAGCUGGCUAGCUAGUUUCAACUGGAGAUUCUAGAUUAAAGGUGAGUCAAUAAUAGAAUCUGUUCCACAUUGAGUGAGGCGGGUUGCAGGAAAGUAUAUUUUGUAGAAGGAUGAAAAGUGUGAUAGGGAAAUAUGUACGAAAAAUACAAAAAAAUAUACAAAAAACAGGCUAUUUACACGGACACACAACAAAGAACACGACCGCACUGCUACGCCAUCUUGGAUCAGGACAACCAUCUCUGCAGCACUCCACCAAUAGGGCCUUUAUGGUAGAGUGGCCAGACGGAAGCCACUCCUCGGUAAAAGGCACAUGACAUCCCGCUUGGAGUUUGCCAAAAGGCACCUAAAGACUUUCAGACCAUGAGAAACAAGAUUCUCUGGUCUGAUGAAACCAAGAUUGAACUCUUUGGCCUGAAUGCCAAGGGUCACGUCUGGAGGAAACCUGGCACCAUCCCUAUGGUGAAGCAUGGUAGUGGCAGCAUAAUGCUGUGGGGAUGUUUUUCAGCUUCAGGGACUGGGAGACUAGUCAGGAUCGAGGGAAAGAUGAACGGAGCAAAGUACAGAGAGAUCCUUGAUGAAAACCUGAUCCAGAGAGCUCAGGACCUCAGACUGGGGCGAAGGUUCACCUUCCAACAGGACAACGACACUAAGUACACAGCCAAGACAACGCAGGAGUGGCUUCGGGACAAGUCUCUGAAUGUCCUUGAGUUGCCCAGCCAGAGCUCAGACUUGAACCCGAUCUAACAUCUCUGGAGAGACUUGAAAAUAGCUGUGCAGCGACGCUCCCCAUCCAACCUGACAGAGAUUGAGAGGAUCUGCACUGAAGAAUGGGAGAAACUCCCCAAAUACAGGUGUGCCAAGAUUGUAGCGUCAUACCCAAGAAGACUUGAGGCUGUAAUAGCUGCCAAAAUUGCCGAAGUACUGAGUAAAGGGUCUGAAUACUUAUGUAAAUAGAAUAUAUUUCAGUUUUUUAUUUAGCAAACAUUUUUAAAAACCUGUUUUUGCUUUGUCAUUAUGGGGUAUUGUGUGUAGAGUGAUGAGGGGGGAAAAAACAAUUUAAUCAAUUUUAGAAUAAGGCUGUAACCUAACAAAAUGUGGAAAAAGUCAAGGGUCUGAAUACUUUCCGAAGGCACUCAGUGACAUCACGUCAAUAUUCAAUUAGCAUAAAAAACACAAUAAUUUGGAUAUUUUGAAACUAUAAAAAUGGUUUCAAGUCGAACUCCUGGUUAAGUCCAAGAGGAGACCAAGUGUGUUGAGCCUGUGGAUCCAGGCAAUGAGCAGCAGUGUGCAGCGUUUUCCUUUCUGUUUGUGAGCUUGCACAUGUUUGUGUGUGUGUAGUAUGACAUGGGCAGAGAGCAUGUGUGUAUGUGUGUGUUAGAGAGCAAGAGAGAGGGAGGGAGGGAGAGGGAGAGAAGGAAUCUUGGAAAAGAAACACGGGAAGAACAACAGGAAGGGAAAGUGCGUAACACGAAGACAGCGGCCACGGAUAAAUCAGCCGGCUGCGGUGACACUGGGCCCUCUCGCCCAGCAUCACUCGGCAGCACUCUUCCGCAAAAACACCAUUCAUUUAGAGGGCUUAGGAAAAAGACCAACACAAGGGGGAGAGAAAUAAAGAGAAAAAUAAAAAUAGAGAUUGGGAAAGAGAGAGACAUGCAGAUAAAGAAGAAUGGAGAGACAGGGAACACAUAGGGGGGGGGGGGGGGGGGGGUCAGAGGAAAGAGAUAUGGAAAAGGACAAGUGGUGAUAGAGAGACAGCUUCAAAAAGAGAGAAGGGGAAUAGAUAUCUGUAUAUCUUCCCUUCUCUCUCUUUCACUCUGUAUAUCUUCUUCCCUUCAUUCUCUAUAAUGCUCUCUCUAUCACACCUUGUCCUUUUCCAUCUGUCUUUCCUCUGCCCCCCAAAGAAGCUAUACAGAGACAGGAAAGAAAUGGAGAGGGAGUAAGAGAGAAUGAGGGGGACAGAUAAACAGAAAGUGAGGGAUUGAUGCAGAGACAAAUUAAGGAGAUAAAGAGGGACUAAGAAAAGGAGAGAAUAAAAGAGAGCGCGGGAAAGAGACAGAGAGAGAGGGAAAGAGAUACACUUAUGUUGGUCUGUUUUCAUCUGUGAGUUCAGAGGGCCAGCGAGCAGACCGCCCUGCCUGAUUACCGCCCAUCUCUCGUCUGCGUGCGCCUGGGGUCACGCUACCGUCUCCUCUGGGUCAGACACCAUCUAAUAUGUCUGAGAGCACCCCCUCUCCCCCUACCCUCUCUCUCCACCUCAUCUCUCACCUCCCCCGGAAGACUUGAUUAGUCCAGUUUCAGCGGAGGGAGAGAGGGGGAUGGCGAGAAAGCGGGUCGACGGAGAGGGGGGCGGGUCGACGGAGAGGGGGGCGGGUCGACGGAGAGGGGGGCGGGUCGACGGAGAGGGGGACGGGUCGACGGAGAGGGGGGCGGGUCGACGGAGAGGUGGGCGGGUCGACGCAGAUAAUGAGGCCAAAUGAAGUUUAGGAGCUUUUCUCCCAGUUUAGAUUAGCUGGAGAAACACGGGGAGAUGGGUGGAUGUGCUCUCGAUGGAUGUACGGCAGGGUGUCCUCUGACUCCCCCCCAACCACCACCUUCACCCUCCUCCCACUUCUGCAACUAACCUUUGAACCUUCAUUAAGAGGUGGGGGGGUCCUUAAUCUAGUUUACGAGCUAUAGGACGCCAUGGGAAUGGCUGUACAGUUGUGGCUCUCUAAUCUCUAAUCGUCCUCUAAUUCUCCUGUAGCGUUGCCUCAGGUGGAGAAGCAUGGGGUGGAGAGACAUUACUUGGGGUGGGGCUGCCUAAGUUAAUGGAUAGUGAACAGAGUCCCACGCUCACAGCUUAUUUUCCCAGGGUAUUACUGUGUCUGUUCUCUCACACACACACACACACACACACACAAACACACACGCAAACAAACACACACACACAAACACACACACAAACACACACCCUGUGACCUCCUUGUAAACCCUACUCUGACACUAUGGCAUGAUUAGCUGUCAUUAUGGCAUCGUUAUGUGUUCGUUGUGCCCUAAAUGCCUCAGUUAUCUUGCUAUGUCGGACUUAAUCGAUUUUCAGCUCAGUACAGAUAUGAGCUAGGGAUAGGCAGGGAGAGAUAAGAUAAGAAGAAGAGACUGCUUCUCUCUAGUCUGUAGCGAAAAAUAGGAUGUUGAGAUCUAUUUUGUUUACAUUCAUUGAGAUGUAUCUUUUCUUCUUAGAAUAAUGAUGACAUCUAUCAUUUCUUUAGUUGUAGGAAGUAGGAUGAUGGUAAAGUAGACAGGUUGAGAGAAGAAAAGUCAUGGCCCAGCCCAGGUCUGUCUCUACAUGAGCCUCCUAGCUUUGAAUGCUUUGAACCAAAUCUAGGGUCCGCUUACCCUCCCCCAAUCUUAACGGCAAACUGACCUUCUAGUUAAGUGUCCAGGGCCAAUUUCAUCCUACUUUGAACAAUAGACAGGUCAGACACCCCUACCCUGACCCUUGACCUCCUGACUCCAGAGGGCACAAGGUCAUUAAGGCCUGUAGGUUAUAAUUAGUCGCUCAAUCAUUAACACCUGUACUACAGAGACAUGGGGUGGUAACCCGGCUGGCUGGGGUGUUGAUGCUAUGACCUCCAGCACUGGGCCUUUUCCCGCGCAGCAGACAGGCUAGUUAGCAACUAUGGUCUCAAGUAUUUGGUUGAAGCUACUGUAUAGGUCCAUUCAGCAACUAAGCUCUGGAAAGUAAAUCAGAGCAAUAGAGAUAUAAAGUACAGUAGCUUCACUAGAUAUUAUUCUCCAUUAAAGUCAACUAACUUUAGUUAAUUUAUGGUUUUAGCAGUACUACUAUUUUAGUUAUCCUAAAUCACACACACACACACACACACACACACACACACACACACACACACCACACACACACACACACACUGAAUAUAGUCUCUGCUUAAUCACUCGUAUCCCCCUGUGCUUGAGUUUCCUAGGAGAUGGGGCUUUGGCAACACAUAGCAAUAAAUUAACAAUACGGAAAACAAAGUGGUGCUGUUUUUACAGCCAUGUGUAUCCAGCAAACAACUCCAGCAGUACAUUUCUUGAUAUCGCACCUGCAUUACUGAAUAAUAGCCUGACGAGCAGUGUGUGAAUUACAGGGGGGGGGGGGGGGGGGGGGGGGGGGGGGGGUUCUUUGGGGGGUUUCUAAUUUAACCAUUCUCCUAUUUGUUUAAAAUGCAAGUUUGUACUGCUACAGUGGUAAAUAAGCUUAUUCCAAAUUCAUCUAACACCCCCACCUCUCUGUCAUGGUUUAAGGCCAGUGACAGUUGAUUCAGGUUAUUUUAAUCACAUUCAUCUCUCUACUCAGCCUGUCUGCCUCUCUCUCUGUCUCUGUCUUUGUCUCUCUGCCUCAAUCUCUGUCUUGAGCUUUCACUAGCAAACUUGCAACAUUGUAUCGACUGGGUCCAGCCCACUAGCAAACUUGCAGCAUUAUUAACUGGGUCCAGCCCGCUAGCGAACUUACAUAAUUGUUUCAACUGGGCCCUCACAGUUACCCGCUUUGAACAAACAUAGCUUUAUUUGCGUCCCGUAUUUCAGCCCCUUUUCAGAUGUCCCAACUUUUCUUUUGACAAAAAAGGUACAUUUGUCAGCAAGACGCAUCAAUUAAUUCAGGCUACAAGAGUUUAGUACUAAUGACAAUUGCCGAAUGUCAUAAAACGUUUUGAUGUUUUGUAAAAGAUGUCUCUUUCCAUUAAUCAAAUGGCAGAGCACUGUCUGGAUGCUGGAAUUAUUUUGGAGUGGACGAACAUGCGCAGGUAGCCUACUUUUUAAAGGGAUUUGUUUGACAAUCAGAUGAAAACAUAAUGACUGGUUGUGUUCAAGCCACAUUAAAAGGUAAUACAUGUUUACUGUUAAAAUACAUGUCUUUACUAUUAGGCCCAUAACAUUUUUAGGAGGUAGGAAGUCCUCUGAAUGUCACGGUAUGAUUCACACUUUGCUGAUGAGGAAUUAGUAUGGUGGGGACUGGGAGAGGAGAAAACAAGCUGAUGAUAUAUUGGUAGUAGUUUCUCUCAUAGGAUUUAAGUUGUGAGUAGUGGUAUUUCAAUCCCCCACUCCAAUUUACUGAAAAAUACAUUAAACAUAUGGUAUAAGAAUCUCAAUGAACACUUGUGACUUUAAAGAGCACCACUGGAAGCGUCAAAAAGUGACAGACUUAAGCGUUCCGUUACGUUUCCUCUCCUCCCUGAAAUAAACCCUAACUUCACUCCUCUCCUCACCCUCUCCUCCCCCACUCCUCCCCCUCUCCCUCAUGUAGAUUCACCAUGUUCCCUGCUAACCUCUUGGUCCUGAUGGUCCUGCUGCUACCUCAAGCCUCGUCUGGUCGCCAGGGCGGAGCCACCGAGCCCGAUGGCAGUGUGCCAUUGUUGUCAUCACCACCAUCCCCCCUAGAGCCCAGCCUGGCCCAGACCAUCCAGAACCUGCUGCUGAGCCGCCUGGGCCUGCAGUCCCACCCCAACCCCCGGCCAGGUGCGCCCAUCCCCCAGUACAUACUGGACCUCUAUCGCUUCCACUCCCAGCAGUACCACCUAGUCCAGGAUCCACACUUCAGCUACCCCAGCCAGCAUGUCCAGGAGGCCAACACCGUACGCAGCUUCCACCACACAGGUAACAUUACACAUGGGCCCAUAUCCCUAAAGCAUCUCCGAGUAGGAGUGCUGAUCUAGGAUUAGUUUAGCCUUUUAGAUGAUAAUGAAUAAGAUCAUAUGGACAGAUCCUAGAUCAGCACUCCUAAUCUGAGCCGCUUUGUGGAUAGUUUGCAACUGUUUGGUAUCAGUUCCACAAUAUGUUUUUAAUGGACACUGUUCUACACAUUCCAUUUCUAGUUUCAGUCAGGGUUAGAUGGCAUUGAUGACGACAGGGCUGUGAUACCCAGUCUCUUUCUGUUAUGACUCCGCCUUAGCAGUUAGUAGGCUCCAAAUUCAGACCAUCUAUUUUCCAUUUGAUAACAUGGAUGUUUCCAUAACACCCACAAGCUAACCAGCAACAAGUGGAGGUCCUAUUCUGAUGCUAGUGUGUACAAAGAAAAGCUUAUCUAUGUUCAUGGCACGGAAUGUGUCUGACAUUUAAAGUCAAGGGUUGACAGGUCAAUUUACCUUGUAUUUGACAUUGUGAGAUUACAAUGUUUGAUUUACAAAAUCCUAUAAGAGAGACCUACUGCGGAGGACAUCAAUUUUGUUUUACAAAUUGAACCUUCUUCUUUGAACUAUCUUAACCUCUCUCUCUCUCCCUCCCUCUCUCCUCUAUCUCAGAUUCUACCAGUUCCCUCACUCCCCCUUGAAAAGAGGCAGACCACUACGAGCAACAACAGGGUGCCCAUCUCCUUCAAUGUGUCCUCCAUCUCCCAGGAUGAGCGUGUGGUGUCUGCAGAGCUGCGUUUCUUCCGGGGUGGUGGGGCCAGCCUAGGCCCCGGGGCCCACAGGGUCAGCCUGUUCCUCUAUGGAGGCACUGGGGACUCUGAGUCUGAGCCCACUCUGCUGGAGUCACGGCUCCUCACAGGGGCCCCCAGCACCAAGCCAGCUGGCUCCUGGGAGGCCUUCAGCCUCAGCACCAAACUAUUUCUGGGGGCCCACGCUCGGACUGGCAGCCUGGCCUUCCUCCUGGAGGUGACCCCUCUGGGUAACACCACCCUCCUCACCCCCCCUGACCAUGACGCUCUACCACUCUCCACUGGGGAGGAAGGACGCAGAGAGGGACACCUGAGGGUGCGCAGGUCUCUGGGACAGGAUGAGCACAGCUGGGCACGAGAGAGACCCCUGCUGGUUACUUACAGCCAUGACGGGCGCGGGGAGCCACUAGCCGCCCAUGGCCGGAGAACCUCCGGCACUGCCCAGAGGAUGAGGGGGAGGAAGGGGGCCAGAGAAAGGGGCAGGAGCAACAGCAAGGACCGGGAAAGGGACAGGGACAGAGACAAGGACAGGGAAAGGAACAGGGACAGGGACAGGGACAGGGACAGGGACAGGGACAGGGACAGGGACAGGGACAGGGACAGGGACAGGGACAGGGACAGGGACAGGGACAGGGACAGGGACCGGAGCGCCAGCCCUGGCUGGGGCGGUAGCUGGAACGAGGGUGGAAGGGUGAAGCGUAAUGGCGGCCGCGCAGCGAAACUGAAGCGUCUGUCCCACGCCCGCUGCCACCGCCACCCGCUCUACGUGGACUUCAAAGACGUGGGCUGGAACAAGUGGAUUGUGGCGCCUAGCGGCUACGACGCCUUCUUCUGCCUGGGGGAGUGCCGCUUCCCGCUGGCCGACCACAUGAACUCAUCCAGCCACGCCAUGGUGCAGACUCUGGUGAACUCGGUGAACGGAGCUGUGCCGCGGGCCUGCUGCGUGCCCACCGCCCUCAGCCCCAUCGCCAUGCUCUACCUGGACCCACAGGACCGCGUGGUGCUCAAAAACUACCAGGACAUGGUGGUGGAGGGCUGUGGAUGCCGGUAG